AUGUCCUUCAUCUCCAAGUUCCUCCACAUCAAGGGGCUCACGAGUGAGCAACAGCUGCAGACCUUCAGCCAUAGCCUGCAGGAGCUGCUGGCAGAACAUUAUAAACAUCGCUGGUUCCCAGAAAAGCCGUGCAAGGAAUCAGGUUACCAUUGUAUUCACAUCAACCAUAAAAUGGAUCGUCUGUUUGGACAGGCAGCACAGCACAUUGGACUGAGCAGUCAGGAGCUGUUCAGGCUUCUCCCAAGUGAACUCACACUCUGGGUUGACCCCGACAAAGUGUCCUACAGAACUGUAGAGGAUGGCUCCAACUGUGUGCUGUACGAGGCCUCACCAGCAGGAGCUAGCACCCAAAACAGCACCGACAUGCAAAUGGUAGACAGCAGAAUCAGCUGUAAAGAGGAACUUCUCCUGGGCAGAACAAGUCCAAAAACUACAAUAUAAUGACUGUAUCAGGUUAAGAUACAGUCUAUGGACGGAUCGUCUCAUAAUGGAUGGAUAAAUUUGACUUUUGCUUUUGGUGGGCUCCUCUUGGGGAUGGAUUAUGGAAUUUAAACCAUGUCACAGCUGUGAAGAUCUGGCACAAGAUAGAGUGGUAAAAAAA
Messenger RNA from Camelus dromedarius (Arabian camel), 601 nucleotides. RefSeq names its product protein BTG1-like. Gene Ontology annotation, biological process: negative regulation of cell population proliferation; negative regulation of mitotic cell cycle. The record is from RefSeq and is a predicted model, not a curated record. The coding region runs from base 1 to 441 and encodes 146 amino acids. The transcript has a single exon. Gene Ontology annotation, cellular component: nucleus; cytoplasm. NCBI's taxonomy places the organism in Eukaryota, Metazoa, Chordata, Mammalia, Artiodactyla, Camelidae.